Zygotorulaspora mrakii is the source of this 399-nucleotide messenger RNA. RefSeq names its product histone H2AZ (gene HTZ1). The coding region runs from base 1 to 399 and encodes 132 amino acids. The record is from RefSeq and is a predicted model, not a curated record. Lineage: Eukaryota; Fungi; Ascomycota; Saccharomycetes; Saccharomycetales; Saccharomycetaceae. Gene Ontology annotation, cellular component: nucleosome. Gene Ontology annotation, molecular function: protein heterodimerization activity; structural constituent of chromatin; DNA binding. The transcript has a single exon.
AUGUCUGGUAAGGUACACGGUGGUAAGGGUAAAUCUGGUGCAAAGGAUGGAGGAGCAGGUCUAAGAUCGCAGUCGUCGUCAGCUAGAGCAGGCCUGCAGUUCCCAGUGGGGAGAAUCAAGCGUUAUUUGAAGAAGAACGCGAGUGGUAAAGCGCGUGUUGGUUCUAAGGCGGCGAUAUAUUUGACGGCUGUGCUUGAAUAUCUGACAGCAGAAGUUUUGGAAUUGGCAGGAAAUGCUGCCAAGGACUUGAAAGUGAAAAGAAUAACUCCAAGACACCUGCAGCUUGCUAUAAGAGGUGAUGAUGAACUAGAUUCGUUAAUCAGGGCCACCAUUGCUUCAGGUGGUGUCUUGCCGCAUAUAAACAAGGCGCUGCUAUUAAAGGUUGAAAAGCGCAAGUGA